This is a messenger RNA of Chenopodium quinoa (quinoa), 1308 nucleotides long. RefSeq names its product DNA-directed RNA polymerases II, IV and V subunit 3-like. Gene Ontology annotation, biological process: DNA-templated transcription. Gene Ontology annotation, molecular function: DNA-directed RNA polymerase activity; protein dimerization activity; DNA binding. The transcript has 3 exons. Gene Ontology annotation, cellular component: RNA polymerase II, core complex. The coding region runs from base 129 to 1085 and encodes 318 amino acids. The record is from RefSeq and is a predicted model, not a curated record. Lineage: Eukaryota; Viridiplantae; Streptophyta; Magnoliopsida; Caryophyllales; Amaranthaceae.
AGCCUAAACAAAAUUUAUUCUUCCACUCUCCCAAACCCCGAACACUCACUCAGGCAAAGGGUUUUAGGCUUCCUCUUUCUCUCUCCCUCGCAAAAACCCUACUAUCAAAAACCUCUUAAACCCUAACAAUGGAGGGCAUCUCCUACCAACGUUUCCCCCAAAUCAAAAUCCGAGAAAUGCGAGAUGAUUUCAUGAAAUUCGAGCUCAAGAAAACCGAUUCCAGCGUCGCCAAUGCACUUCGCCGCGUUAUGAUCGCCGAAGUUCCGACCGUCGCCGUCGAUCUCGUCGAAAUCGAAGUUAACUCCUCCGUUCUCAACGACGAGUUCAUCGCUCACCGUCUCGGCCUCAUCCCUCUUGUCAGCGAGCGUGCGAUGGCCAUGCGCUUCUCCCGCGACUGCGACGCUUGCGACGGUGAUGGGCAGUGCGAGUAUUGCUCGGUGGAGUUCCAUCUUCGGGCUAAGUGUAUUGGUGAUCAAACGCUAGAUGUUACUAGCAAGGAUUUGCUGAGUUCUGAUCAUACUGUUACUCCUGUUGAUUUCUCUGAGGCUCCUGCUUCUGAUGAUGCUACUGAUAAUCGAGGAAUCAUAAUUGUGAAGUUACGUAAAGGUCAAGAGUUGAAGCUUAGAGCAAUAGCUAGAAAAGGCAUUGGAAAAGAUCAUGCCAAAUGGUCUCCUGCUGCUACAGUAACCUUUAUGUAUGAGCCGGAGAUUCUCAUCAAUGAGGAUAUGAUGGAAUCAUUGUCACUUGAACAAAAGAAAGAGUGGGUUGAAAGCAGUCCUACUAAAGUCUUUGACAUUGAUCCUAAUACUCAACAGGUAGUUGUAGUUGAUCCUGAGGCCUAUACCUAUGAUGAUGAGGUGAUUAAGAAAGCCGAAGCUAUGGGAAAGUCCGGGCUUGUAGAGAUUUACCCGAAAGAGGACAGUUUUAUAUUCACAGUUGAGUCUACUGGUGCAGUCAAGGCUCCUCAACUAUUACUCAAUGCAAUUGAUGUCCUAAAACAGAAGCUUGAUGCAGUUCGGCUUCCUGAAGACACCGUGGAUGCUGAUGAUUUUGGUGAAUUAGGUGCCCACAUGCGAGGCGGUUGAUUAGCUUGGUACAGUUUGUCUAAUUUUAUAUCCUCGUGUAUGAUUGAGACAAUCCUCAACUUGUUCAUUACCUACUGGAUAUUAAACUUGUGUAAUGUAAUCCUAAUCUCAAUCCCUAACUCCCAAGAAGUGGUCUGCUAUUUUGUUCUAAAUUAACAAUCACUGGCAUUGACCACUGCUGUAUAGACUCUCCUUCGUAAUGCAUCAUCUGGUUGACCUGUUA